Molecule: messenger RNA, 2830 nt
Organism: Micropterus salmoides (largemouth bass)
Lineage: Eukaryota; Metazoa; Chordata; Actinopteri; Centrarchiformes; Centrarchidae
Product: H/ACA ribonucleoprotein complex non-core subunit NAF1-like
Exons: 9
Coding region: 107-1369 (420 amino acids)
Biological process (GO): ribosome biogenesis; box H/ACA snoRNP assembly; pseudouridine synthesis
Cellular component (GO): sno(s)RNA-containing ribonucleoprotein complex
Molecular function (GO): RNA binding
Source: RefSeq, a predicted model, not a curated record
UUGACAGCGGAAGUAGUUUGGUUCAAGUCGGUUCAGCUCACACCGGGUCCGGAGUUUCAGGAGCUAAGCCUAGAUCGCAGUGCGGGUCCAGCAGCAUCACAAACAGAUGGACGACAAACUAUCAGAGGAGGAUGGACAGACGUUACAAGUGCCCAAAGAGGAGGAGAUGGAGGUCACCGUGUCAACACAACUAGAAAAUCUCAUCGUCACCUCUGACGAGGCAGACGCAGCAUCAAAUACACCAACGCAGGCAGAGGGAACAGGAGAUGUUCUUACAGCAGCCGCAGCGCUUCCUUUAGACGUUGUGUGUAAGAAAGAGGACUGUGACGACGACGAUUCAGAGGAUUCAGACAGUGACAGUUCUUCCUCUUCCUCCUCCUCUUCCUCUUCUUCCUCAUCCUCCUCUUCUCCCUCUGCCCUCGUGUUCGGGGAUGAUGACGACGACGAGGGUUUCAGCCAACCAGCGCCCAUCAAAACCAGAGAUGAAAUUCUGCUCGAGGAGCUGCCAGCGGUGGAGGAGGUGUGUGUGUCCUUACCAGAAGAUGCAGAACUGCAGCCUGUAGGAACAGUCUCCAGUAUUAUACAGCAACUUGUCAUCAUCCAGUCUCUGAAAGACACGCCCCCUCUGAAUGAUGACAGCAUCAUCUUUAGAUCUGAUAGGCUGGCUCUGGGCAAGGUGUUUGAGGUGUUUGGUCCAGUGUCCAGUCCGCUCUAUAUUUUGCGUUUUAACUCUGUGGACCAGAUAAGCAGCAAGGGGCUGACAGAGGGAGUGACAGUUUAUUAUGCACCAGCCAUUAAAGAGUACACAGGAUACAUUCUCACGCAACAACUCAAACUUUUAAAGGGAUCUGAUGCAUCCUGGAAGAACGACCAAGAACCACCAGUGGAGGCUUUAGAUUAUAGUGAUGACGAGAAAGAGCAGCAAGCUAAGAGGAAAGUGAAAAACUCCAAAAAGAAGAGGGACAAUAACGGCACAGAUAAUCCCGCCCACAUUACCCAGAACACCUUGCCGCCGCAGCAGGAGCGUGACGUCAGGAAUUUCCCACCAAGACAAGCAGGGGCUCCAUUCAGGCACCAGAGCCCGAGGAAUAAACCCCCAAUGUUCAGACACACACACACUCCACCCAGACACGCACCCCCACCACCUAGACACACCUAUGUCCCUCCCAUGUACCUCCCCCCUCCGUGCCCUUACCCUCCAGCACUUCAACCUUUUCCCCCACCCAACUUUCCGCUCUACCCGCCUCCUCCACCUUCUUUCUUUAACCCGUCUUUCUCUUCUCCUUUCUGGCCACCAAACUCUAUCCCCUUCUCUGACCUCCCUCCUCCCCCACCACCUCCUCCUCCACCUCCUCCUCCACCUCAGUGAUGCCCCCGCACACCCUCUGCACAUGUACACUCACCAGAGAGUUCCUGCUGGUGAGUCGAUGUUUGGUUUUGUUAGAAGAAUAUAUCAUCUGUUUGUAGACUGUCAUCAAUCAUGUGUAUAUACAUUUAUCAAUCAAUAUCAAUUAUUAGGAUAAACCAUCAUUGGUCGUGAUGGAGCCACGUGAUGUGCUGUGACUAACCACAUACUGCAGUCUCCUUUAUUUUUAAAUAUAUUUGUUUUCCUACAGCUACAUGCAUUUGAUAAAUCUUCAGGUGAUGAAAAUGGUAUUGAUAUUUGUCAUAUUUUAAGUAAAUGUGACUGUUUUUUAGACACAGCUGUCAAAUGCCACACACAUGGACUGAAACACCGGAGAAGUAACGGGCUGCCAUUCGUUGUGAAGUGAACCUUGAACCGCUCAAGACCCAAGAGGCACUCAACGGCACAACGUAAUGCAAGCCAGUCACGCUGGUUUUGCUUUUCUCAUUUCGGUUUGGUGUCGUCAUUUGACAGCUAAGUUGACCGACAGGAUAUUUAUGGAAAGCGUGAUGAAUUGUUUUACCUUUUUAUGUUUUUGGUAAAACUCCACUUGAUGGCAGAAUUGUGUGCAUUCUAAGCACAGUAUGAGAGUAAAUCUAAUUAAAUCCACUUGUUGUGCAUCACAGUGGACUUAGUUCUUCUGGCCAAAUAUAUGUGAGAGACUCGUAUAUACACAACGGACAUUUGGCUUAUUAUUGAUUAUGUGAGAAAUAAAAUGUCAAUAGUUGGCACUGAAUUUUAUUUUUGUAUUUAUAACAAUAUUUUGUGUAGACUUAUUGUCUAUACACAAAAUAGUUAUGAUGGAAAACAUACUACUAUAUUCAGAGUUCUACACUCAGGCUUCAUUCCUUCAAAUGUAUCCCAGUGUGUUCUGGUCCUGUCUUACCUCUAAGUUCCUGUUGCCUUCAUACAGUUAUGUCUGCAAAGAAUGGAAGAGCAAUAUGAUGAUUUUAAGGUUUGAAAAAAAAGAUUAUGGAAAACUUAUGUUUUCCAUAAUAAUGGAUCUGUUCAGUCAAGAUUCAGAUACACCUACACAUGUUGUAGACCUUUAAAGACUUCAUGUGCUCUGGCAUUUGUUUAAAAUAAUGAAUUGGUGUAAAAGUGAUGGGAUUCUUGGACUGAAGGCUGAUUCCCACACAAAUACUUGUUGUUUUUUUGUUUUUUUACUGGCUAGAAAUGAGCUCUGACAAGUCAUUGUCACUCAUGAUAGUGUAUUUGUACCUGAAUGCUUUGUAAAUGUCAACGCCAUUUGAUGAUCUGCGUCACUGGAGAAUAAAUGUUUUUGUUGUAGAACAACGUUACACUGGUUAUGUAAAGCCGCUGUUGUGUGUUCACUCUUUUCCACAACGGGAAAUUUCUACACUCUACAGGUGUGACUGGAAUCUGGCACAAGACAAAUCGUUGAUUAAAUGAGUGAAUAUUUUA